UUCACUUUAAAUAAGAUUAUUUUCAUACUACUAAGAGAAACGAUGUGCGUGGGCGUUGGCCGUCUGCCAAGGCGUCCUCUCGCUGCACUGCCCUGUGACAUCACAGUAGCCUCCACUGCACUUCACUGUCUCUCCGCUUGGUUUCGAACGUCUUUGGAAGAACAUUGAAUUUGUGAAAUCUGCACGGUAUUAUAUUUUUAUAACGAACUCUGAAACGUCCAAACAUCAAGGAAAGAAGAACCAGAUGAACGACCGGUCUGUGAAACUUUCCGUGAACUGUAUUCAGAAUAGCUGGACCCUGUCCGACGACGACAAGUUGAGAAUGGCCAAAUUAGUUGUGGACAAUCAUCGUCUGGCCACAAAACUUCCUGCAAUCACUAAAGAUCUGGUGGACAACAGGAAACAUUGCCCACAGCUCAGUGUAAACACACAGAGAAAGAAGGAGGAGCUCAACCAGCCAAUCAUGACGCAGGAGUCAGAUCACAGGAGGGGCCGUAAAAUGGUUGCGUCCCCCACACAGCGGAAGCCGUCGGCUCUCUUACCAAUGAGGGAAUGGGAUGAGCAGCACCAAAGACAUAUGCAUCAACAAAAGCUGAUAAAGGCCAAAGCUGUUGUUGACACCAAGGGCCCCGAAACACUCCCUCAUAUUAGAGACAAUCGGACGAAAGUCCAGUUGCAGAAAGAAAAGAAAAUGUCUCUGGAAAACAAGCAGAAUGACCAGCGAAUCCUGAUGCUGGAAUCAGGUUUCAGGAGGGACGUCUGGGAAGCUGAUUGGGAAAAGGUCCAGCAAUGGAGAGACAACUGCUCCAGGUUUCCACGAGGAGAGACCAACAAACAGGUUGCGUCCCCCACACAGCGGAAGCCGUCAGCUCUCUUACCAAUGAGGGAAUGGGAAGAGCAGCACCAAAGAAAUAUGCAUCAACAAAAG
Pimephales promelas (fathead minnow) is the source of this 928-nucleotide messenger RNA. The record is from RefSeq and is a predicted model, not a curated record. NCBI's taxonomy places the organism in Eukaryota, Metazoa, Chordata, Actinopteri, Cypriniformes, Leuciscidae.